CCGCCUUUGUUCGUCUCAGGGGGUAGGGUGCAUCGGCUGUAUUAGUGCUUCUGCGUCUGAGAACGAAUAUCGUUGCGAAGAGGAGGGGGAGUUGUAUAAAAAUAGUAUUGAUUAUAUCAAUUCGCUCACGAAAUGCUUCAAUAUACGUUUUUUAUACGGAAAUAUAAUCGUAUGCUCUCUGCUAUCUGUAACUGAGGAGUGGGUGCAAAUCCGGUUCAGAGUUUUCUGACUGCACUCCGAUUGUUGUUCCGUAGUUCUGUCGUUCUGUGUUUUGUGGAUUUGUUUGAAAUGAAAACAAAAAAGGAGCGAAAAACGGUUAGGUCUUGGAAUACCCAAAAAGUUCUACAAAAAAGCAAGGAAAAAUAUUAAUUUCCUUCUAGAUAGUUCGAAAUAUUCCGUUAUUCACGUAAUAUUUAGCAAGUGAUAGAAGCAUGGCGUCUCCUGUAGGAAGAUUAUAUUCAGCAGCAUCUGCAGGAAAUAUGGACAAUGCCAUUCAGAGAAAAGGUAUCAACUCUGGUAUCCUUAGCAGAAAACCUUUACUAGACCGACCAGUCAACAGCAAAAGUCCAUCAGUGACUGGGCCCAUGAACAAACCAGCAUCAAUUGGAAAACAGAACAUCAGUAAGCUUAGUUUUCCAAGUAUGACAAAACAACAUUCGCAAGUACACUUGAAAGAAGAUGAAGAAGAUUUAAAUGCUGAACAGUUCAAUUUUUCUUUUGAAGAGGUUGAAGAUCGCUUAUGGAAUGACGAUUUGGACGACAUGGUGAACGCCUUGGAGUUCCUUAAGCCCCAUAUCUGCGGUUUAGAUACACCACCGCCGUCACCUCCACGCGAUCUGAAAGUGACUUACAUUGAUUUGGAUUUUGAAACAGGUCCAGUACGAGAGUACAUUUGGCAAGGCGAAAUAAGUGAUGCGUGUUUAGAUGUGGACAUUCCUAUGUUCAAUGUAUCUGAUUCUGAUUAUGAAUAGAAUAUUUUCGCUUUACUUUGUAAAUAAAUUUUUUUUAACUUCGCUACUAAUAAAUUGACGUUUUUGUA
This is a messenger RNA of Acanthoscelides obtectus, 1039 nucleotides long. The record is from the annotation of a GenBank genome assembly. NCBI's taxonomy places the organism in Eukaryota, Metazoa, Arthropoda, Insecta, Coleoptera, Chrysomelidae.